AAUCUGUCGAAUGCGAUUUUAGCAAUCUGAUGCUGCUCUGACCAUUAUUAAGUAUGAAGUUUUUGUUCACACCGCCGGCACUUAUACGAUAAUAUGUGCGACCAAGGCAGCUGAGGGUGAGAGUAUUCCGCUGCAACAACAAAGGUAAACCUUAGGUGUUGGAUAAAAAAAUUUCGGGGCUGCAAUCAGUAGCCUUGUUAACCUUAUCGGUGUUGCUUUGGCAUUGACAGCACUGGAAAGCGUAAUCGUUCAUCCCAGAUUCCAGCGGUGCUGGUCACAGAAUGCGAACUGGAUCGUUCAUCAAUUUCAGAAACCGUAACAGUAAAAGUACAGUAACAGUUUCCCUCAAGAAAUGGGGAACCUUAAUAUCGUUUUUCAAAUAAUCACUUUUCAGUGGUGGCUGAAACAAUAAUGAACAAACAGCAAUCAAAUCCAAACAGCGUUUACGAGUAGAUAAUUGUUUAAUGAAUAAUGUUACGUAUUGUACAUGUGCUUGUAUACCACAGUCCACACUCCACACUGCUUAGUUAUAGGUGCCAUUUAAAGAAAACAAGUGAUUAUUCCCCGAUUUGCCGCUUUCGACAAUGCGGGAAAAGAAUUCGUAUUAGAAGUGUACGUAGCCCAAACAGCACUAGAUUAACUGACAUAUGUGACUCUUUGUUUAUUUUCAGUUUGUUAUCGGCUUCGCUUUUGGCUACAAUAAUCCAAACAGCGAAAUUAUGAAUGAACAUUUCCAGAAAACAUAUUCUUAUGAAUGUGUACAGUUGUACAGAAACUUUGGCCGGUCACGAGCAAAAACCUGCGCAAACUUUGUUUUGACAUCGCUAAUUUUAUUUUGUUCUUAAAAAUGAAAUCAUAUGGUUACGAAACAUGAAAAUAGUUAAUAACAAACCAAGCUGUUCGAGUCAUGGCUAAUCUAAUUGAAACAACAAAACUAUUGUUGUUCCUGCCGGCAUUUUUCCGAUAUACCUUGUGAAUCACUUAUACCGUACUUUGCUACCGCGGAGUUCGACCAAUGCACUCUGUGGUUAGUAUCACCGGUUUGGCGCGCACGUUUUGUUGCACACCAAUAUGUUUUCUUUACGGAAAUCGAUCAGACGAACGAUCAUCGUACCAACAAAAUUAAUGACAUUAGCUGAUGUAUUAACCUGUACUCACACCGCACUAUUAGUAAAUGCAACGGUAUGGUAGUACUUUUGUAGGAUACUAUGAAAAACUCAUCCUGAGUUAACCAUUCACGAACAUGCAACACUAACAAAUGCAGUACUUGCAGCAUAUUUACUAUUGUCUCAAGAAUAACUUGACUUCGGAAUUCGCCGGAUACAUCAUUAAUAAAAAUCUUAAGUUAUUCAAAACGAACAAGUAAAUGGUUUCAAAGCAAAUCAAUCAAAAAAUUUUUCCGGCUUACUGUGAAAUAUAAUUGCGGAUACAUCCCACGACUGCUUUUAAAAUGCGUCCUACACAUAUGAAAAUUUUGUCAUCAAGGGCAAACAUUUUCAACGAUACCACGUGACCGCAACACACAAAUGAGUCACACAUCGCCUAAAACAACCGCAUACUCUAAAAAAUAAUUCUAGUUUUCAUACUAUACUUUUUUAUACUCGGUAUUGCUAGUGAUUAAUUACAAAGCAUUUCACCAAAUUAAAGUGUGCAUGCGGCACGCGCCUGUACAAUAUAUAUAAAAGCAUGGAUAACGACCGUUCAAAACUCAAAGCUUGACAUACGUAAAUCGAAGUUAUGCCACUUAAUGCGCUGCAAUCGGACAUUGAUUUUUUGUACACAGCGUGCGGAAGACAAGUUAUUGUUUCUUAUGUGUGUAUGUUUGUUGUCUUUCACCUCCAUAACGCUGCAUUUUAAAGGUUGAUUUUUGGCGCGGAAAGGAAAGUGUCGCCGGUAAUGUACGCAGCCGCCGGUAUCACAUAGCGAAGCAGUCGAAAAACGUUGCUGUGACAAAAUCUACUACACUUAUCAGUAUUAAUACGCCCGUAUUUGCUCAUUACUUAUUCAAAUGGAUAUUCUACAUUUAUAUUUAUGCAUAAUAUGCUUGCUGCCGGAUUAUAUAAAUGCUUUGUGGACGUACAAUGCCAAAAAGUCACGGCCACAUAUUAUCAUUAUUAUGGCCGAUGAUCUCGGUUGGAACGAUGUCAGUUUCCAUGGAUCGCAAGAAAUUCUUACACCACAAAUCGAUAGAUUGGCACGCGAAGGUGUCAUCCUGAACAAUUAUUACGUUACGCCCAUGUGCAGUCCAUCAAGGGCAGCACUGAUGACCGGAAAGUAUCCCAUUCAUACAGGCAUGCAGCACAAUGUCCUCUACGCAGCACAGCCGUAUGGGCUGGGACUGGAGGAAAAACUUUUGCCGCAGUAUUUAAAGGAAGCGGGAUACCGGAAUCAUGCUAUCGGGAAGUGGCAUCUUGGAUUCUUUCACAAAAAUUAUACCCCGACGUACAGAGGUUUCGACACCCAUUUCGGACAUUGGACUGGACACAUCGACUAUUUCAAUCACACAGCUUUUGAGUUUGGAGAACUUGGCCAUGAUUUACAUGAUGGAUUAAAUCCGACCCGGAAUCGUUCCGGCCAUUACAUUACCGACAUAUAUACCAAGAAAGCGGAAAAGGUCAUAUUCAACCACAAUACGUCCGAGCCGAUGUUCCUAUAUUUAUCGCACCAAGCUGUCCAUGCCGGCAAUGCCGAUGAUCCUCUGCAAACAACCGAGCGUUACUUUGCCCGCUAUCCCAAUAUACAAAAUCGCGACCGGCGAAUAUUUGCCGGGAUGGUCGGUGCCCUGGAUGAGUCCGUUGGACGUGUUUAUGCCGCACUCAAGGAGCGCAAAAUGCUGGACAACAGUAUUAUCAUUUUUACUACGGAUAACGGUGGAGCAACAGCUGGAUAUGACCGCAAUAAAGCCAGCAAUUGGCCAUUACGAGGAGGCAAAGAUACGCUGUUUGAAGGCGGUGUACGGGCCACGGCGUUCCUCUGGAGCCCGUUGCUACUCCAGAUUCCCAGAGUAUCCACCCAGAUGAUGCAUAUUACGGACUGGUUGCCCACGUUGUUAUACGCUGCCGGAAUCCAUAAAUACAUACCAGGUAUUGACGGUUUCAACAUGUGGCCGACACUAUCACACAACUUCCCGUCACCCCGCUCUGAAAUCUUGCUCAACAUUGACCGACAACGUGGCCUGUACGGCCUGCGCGUUCGCAAUUACAAACUUAUUAAGGGAUCCACGUUCGCCGGCCUAUGGGACCGAUGGUACGGAUCAAAGGGCACCUUCGAUGCUGACACUGACAACGAUGUAAAAAUACACAGCGCUCGCAUAAUCUGCCAACCGCCAACCGAUCCCUCGGUCACCCAGAGUUGCCGGCCGUCGUCUGGGCCGUGUCUGUUCGAUCUGGAUGAGGAUCCCUGUGAGUACCGCAAUAUCGCUGCGGAACAACCAGCAGUAUUACAGCGCAUGAUGAAGCGUCUGGCGGAAUACAAUGAAACGGUGGUGCGACCGCGCAAUAGGCCCAUGGACCAGCAGGCCCGGCCCAGGUUUCAUGGUGGCGUCUGGACCACGUGGAGAGAAUAAAAGUAUUACACAGUUUACAAAGGUCACCGGGAGAUGGGUGUGGUUUUGUAUUAUUUUGUAACAUGUAUAGUAUUUGCUUGGUGAUAAAUUAUUCGAACUUGGUUCGUGAAGUGUACAUGGUACAAGGUUGUAUUAUCUGCGGCAGAUUCAAUGUGAUUUGUUAGACAUUAGCGUCAUUUUGUUGCGUGAUGAAGUAUUAAGACAAGUAAUUAAUAAAAUUA
This is a messenger RNA of Paramacrobiotus metropolitanus, 3786 nucleotides long. RefSeq names its product arylsulfatase B-like. NCBI's taxonomy places the organism in Eukaryota, Metazoa, Tardigrada, Eutardigrada, Parachela, Macrobiotidae. The coding region runs from base 2009 to 3565 and encodes 518 amino acids. The record is from RefSeq and is a predicted model, not a curated record. The transcript has 11 exons.